GCGCGCUACUUGAACAUUUAAAUCCCAUUCCUGCACGGUCAAGCUUAAACGUACGUUGUAUUUGGACAUAAGGUGGGCAGCGGAAUAAGGAAUACAUUUGGGGUCCAAAAUGCCAACUAAAAAUGUUGCCGAAGAAAGGAUGACAAAAUUCAAAAACAAAGGCAAGGAGCCUUCGAAACUCCGAGAGCGUAGGAUUGCUGUUUGCGUAGAACUGCGAAAAACACAAAGAACCGAGAACAUACUGAAGAAGCGAAAUAUAUCCUCUCUACCAGAUGAAGUCCUUUCUCCGGAGUACAACACGGAUGAUCAGGAGGUAAUUCUUUCGACCAUCGAGGACAUUAUCAGCAACAUCCACGGCAAAUCCAAAGAAGAGCAAACACGAGGGUGCCAAGCAGCCAGGAAGCUGCUCUCUCGGGAGAGGAACCCACCUCUCAAGGCGAUCAUUGAUGCCGGAUUGCUCGUAUGCUUCGUGGAGUUCCUGGGACGAGAUGAUGACACCACUCUGCAGUUUGAGGCGGCCUGGGCCCUCACUAACAUUGCUUCGGGCACCUCCUGGCACACUCAGCAGGUGGUGGAGCAUGGUGCUGUGCCCGCCUUCAUCAGUCUCCUGGCAUCUCCCCUCCUGCACAUCAGUGAGCAGGCCAUCUGGGCCUUGGGGAACAUUGCUGGUGAUGGCCCAGCAUAUCGAGAUGCAUUGAUUGACUGUGGUGUUAUCCCUGCACUGCUGGCACGGCUAACUCCUGAUGCUCCUGUAGGUUACCUCCGAAACCUGACGUGGACACUGUCAAACCUGUGCAGGAACAAGAACCCCUUUCCUGCUCUGUCUGCAGUCCAGCAGAUCCUGCCUUCCUUGAUCCAGCUUCUGCAUUUUGCUGAUAAAGAUAUCCUUUCUGAUGCCUGCUGGGCGACCUCCUACCUCACAGAUGGCUCCAACGAUCGCAUUGACAUUGUGGUCAAAACUGGCAUUGUGCCCCGCCUAGUAGCUCUCAUGGGAUUUGAGGAGCUUUCUGUUGUGACCCCAGCGCUGCGAUCCAUUGGCAAUAUCGUGAGUGGCUCUGACUACCAGACCCAGGUGGCCAUCGAUGCAGGUGUGCUGUCUGCCCUUCCACGACUCCUGCGGCAUCACAAGCCCAGCGUGCAGAAGGAGGCAGCAUGGGCCGUGUCUAAUAUCGCAGCUGGGCCUUGCAUACAAAUCCAGCAGCUCAUCACCUGUGGUCUGCUGCCUCCGCUCAUAGACCUGCUUAAGAAUGGCGACUUCAAGACCCAGCGAGAGGCAGUAUGGGCCAUCACAAACUACACCACUGGAGGCACAGUGGAUCAGGUGGUACAGCUGGUCCAGAGUGGGGGUCUGGAAGCCAUCCUAAAUCUGUUACAGGUGAAAGACUGCAAGACCAUCCUGGUUAUCCUGGAUGCCAUCAAUAACAUCUUUCUGGCUGCUGCCAAGCUGGGAGAGACUGAGAAGCUCUGUCUCCUGGUGGAGGAGUUUGGAGGACUGGACCGGAUUGAGCUCCUGCAGAACCACGAGAAUGAUUCUGUGUACCAGGCUGCCCAGGCCCUCAUUGAGAAGUAUUUCAGUGAGGAGGCGGAUGAUGAAUGUCUGAAGACUGAAACCACAGAGAAGGACUUCAUUUUCAAACCACCUGAAGUUGAGAAGCAGUUUGACUUCUAAUGCCCAUAAGCUCCUUAGUUUUGUAUGCUGUGGAUCUAAAGUAAACCCUGAAAUGUGUGUAUAUGAAAUUAAUGUGUAACUUGUAUAUAAACUAAACAUUUAAUAAAGUAUUUUGCAGUUGA
Anguilla anguilla (European eel) is the source of this 1791-nucleotide messenger RNA. RefSeq names its product karyopherin alpha 7 (importin alpha 8) (gene kpna7). Gene Ontology annotation, cellular component: cytoplasm; nucleus. Gene Ontology annotation, molecular function: nuclear import signal receptor activity; protein binding. The record is from RefSeq and is a predicted model, not a curated record. The coding region runs from base 110 to 1669 and encodes 519 amino acids. Gene Ontology annotation, biological process: NLS-bearing protein import into nucleus. The transcript has 11 exons. NCBI's taxonomy places the organism in Eukaryota, Metazoa, Chordata, Actinopteri, Anguilliformes, Anguillidae.